Molecule: messenger RNA, 3071 nt
Organism: Hemicordylus capensis (graceful crag lizard)
Lineage: Eukaryota; Metazoa; Chordata; Lepidosauria; Squamata; Cordylidae
Gene: EFNA1
Product: ephrin A1
Exons: 7
Coding region: 1285-1962 (225 amino acids)
Biological process (GO): axon guidance; ephrin receptor signaling pathway
Cellular component (GO): plasma membrane
Molecular function (GO): ephrin receptor binding
Source: RefSeq, a predicted model, not a curated record
UUUAAUUCAAUGAAAUUAAUAUGUUUUUUCGUCGCUUUAAAAGGGGUUAAAGAAAUCAACCAGGCGGCAGGGUUCUUUGUAAUGAACCUCAUUUGUAAUGUAAAAACUGCAGAGACUAUUGUGAACUCCAUCUUAGACAGAAGUCCGGCCACACAACUUUUAUCUCCUUAGUUCUAAAAUGAUACCUGCUAGGACACAUCCAUGUUACCAUCUUAAAAAUGCAGAGAGAAGGUUUUUUGCUUCAGGAAUCCUGUUUCUGGUAAUUUAUGGAUGGAAUCUUUGCAGACAUCACAGCCCGUGCCCACAAAUAUAGCAGAAUUUUCUUUCUCCGUAGUUAAAGGAACCGCUGCCACUUUGAGAAAUGAGGACCCACCAAUUUUAAGCCAUAGAUUAAUAGCCAAACUCAUAUGAGGAACUGGCUAGGAUAUUUUUAAUUGGAUGCCAGCCCCCCAAAAGCAAUAUAAAAUAACUCACAAUAAAAGGAAGCCAAUUCUAAUAAAAAUUAAGCGUGGCCCGUAAUGGCCCCCAAUGUUGUAGGGUGAUAUAUGGGCAAAGCCCAAGGGCACUCGUUCUAGCAGGCAGCCUCUACUUUUUCUCCCCAGAAUGCAGUCUGGGACAGCUGCAUCGUAGUAGUAAUAGUUGCUCAGCAGCCAAAAGGAGGAAGAGUGCCCGUGAGUUUAACCAUUCACCCCCAAAUCCUGUUUCUGGCCUUUGGGUGCCGACCCGAGAACCUGAAUUGGUUUUGAAUACGGACCCCGUUGGGCUGAACUCUCAAAAGUUGGGCCCAUCCUCAAUCAAGAAUUUCUGCAAGCUCCCAAAACAGCUUCUAAAAAUGAAUUUUUUAUUAACUUGGGUAAAAACCCAGAAAGUAGAGCUGUUCCAAAUCAUGGUUAAAAGUUGUUCCUGACCAUCAGAACAGAUGCAGAAAAGGUGUUGCUCCUUGGCCAGAUUGUGGCCUAGCCAUACAGGGCAGAAUCCAGCCUGCAGACCAUAAACAGCGGAGUUCAUACCGGGAGAAGCAACCUCGGAGAUACACAGGUCCUAGGCUACAAAGGCCUUUAAAGCGACCACAUGGGUAGAUUCUCUCCAGGAUGCUCUGUCUUCAACUCGGCCUCUCUCAGUGGUGCCUUGGUUGCUGUCGUCAUCGAGUCCAUCCACCUUGCUGUUGGUCGUCCUCUUCUUCUCUUCCACUUUCCCCAGCAUUAUGGACUUCUCAAGGGAGCUGGGUCUUCGUAUAAUGUGUCUGAAGCAUGAUAGUUUGAGGCUGGUCAUUUGUAAAGAGUAAUGCACCACCGAACAACGUGCCACCUAAAAACAAAGAAGAGAUGCUUUUCUUCCCCCCACAAAGCUAUUGUUUCAGUCCAAAGCAAACGUAAUACCGGGUCCUUGGUUCAAAACACGUUGGUUCAACCAGAUAAGAUUUCUUCAAUCAGGCUUCAGCAGGAAGAUUACGGGGUGGAGGUGCACCUGAACGACUACCUGGACAUCAUCUGUCCCCACUACGAAGACAGCAACGUCCCCGCACACUCCAUGGAGCGCUACACGCUGUACCUGGUGGAGCAGGAGGAGUACGAAGUCUGCAAGCCGAGCUCCAAGAACCAGAUCCGCUGGGUGUGCAACCGGCCAGAUGCCCUCCACGGCCCCGAGCGUUUCUCGGAGAAAUUCCAGCGCUUCACGUCCUUCACGCUGGGCAAGGAAUUCCGGGAAGGACACGAGUACUAUUAUAUCUCCAAGCCAAUCCAUCACCAUGGAGACCUUUGCCUCAAGCUGAGGGUGUUGGUAGCCGGAAAAAAUACUCGGACGCCUCCCGGCCGUGCCCCGACCCAGAAGGGGAGUCUCCCGGCAGACGACCCUGACGCCCCGAUGCUGCGGAGCGUGGGCCAAAACUCAGCGCCUCGGCCGUGCAGCCCUUUUACUUUUCUCAGCCUCCUGCUCCCGUUGCUUGCAGCGCGGGGAGUCUGACGCGACUCAGUUUCCCCAGCGGAACCGCAAGGACUGAGCUGAAGCUUGUUGGGCCCUGGGUGGGCGUGAGCCGUUGGGUGGUUGCCGCUCCUCCGUGAGACGCUGCGGACCAGUCAGGCAUCGGGGAGGCUGAACGCCAAGAAGUCGGAGGAGGCGGACGGUGACUCCCGCGGCGGAGCAGAGACCUUGAGCACUUUGAGACCCAGUGGCCCUGAUGGACAGGUAACUGGCGGUGGAUGGAAUGGGGCACUGGGGGUAUUCUGCACCCCAAGGCUUCCUGGAUGGGCCCCUCUUCAAGGGUCACGGGACUGAGCCUCCUGCAGGCAGACAUGCUCGGAGGGCUCCUUGUGUGGGCCCUGGGACUACCACGUGGAGGGAACUGUUGGAUUCCGAUGGCGCUGGCUGGCUGCGCUGCAUUACCGGAACUUCUGGCUGCUUCGGACUCUGUCCAGUGUUGUUAAUUUAUAAGAAAACGGGCGGGCCCUGGAUUUGCGGGGGGCUCCCUCUGAUGCACCCUCUUGUGACUCCCCCCCACACACACACCAGCUAAGGGGCAGGGGAGCUCUGCCUUUUACCCGGAACUGGAAUCCGGCUGGGUUCAAACUCAAAAGGACAUAAGAAGCGGCCCGUUGGAUCAGACGAGGAGGACCUACCUGGCCCAGCGUCCUGGUUCCAACAGAGACUGGCCAAAUACCUCCAGGAAGUUCAUAAGCAGGAUAAUGGAGGCAGUAGCCUCCUCUGUGCCCCAUCAUCUCUGUCCAAAGAUAGACUGCCCUUACCCAUGGGGGUUCUACAGCAAAUAGUAGAGUUUGUCCCAAAACCUUUAUCUUCUGCUCAUUCUAGGCCGGCCUUCUAUCUUGGGGCUGAGUAUACCACUUGCUAUCCUGUCCUGCCGUGCCUCACAGGAGUGUGAAACUUUGGGGGGAUCUGUUGAGUUGGCAGUGAUUUUAUGUCAUGGGGACAGAGGCUGAAUGGAUGGGGGGUGAGGCUGUUUGAUUGGGGGUGCCAGGAAACCGGAUGGGAGAUGGAGACCUCUCUGUAAAGCUUUCUACGAUUGGAAUUUUAUACCAAAUAAAACAACUCAAGAUGAACUUUGUGUGUUGCUGUGU